Messenger RNA from Vespula pensylvanica (western yellowjacket), 2627 nucleotides. Its product is annotated as frizzled-9-like. Gene Ontology annotation, cellular component: plasma membrane. Gene Ontology annotation, molecular function: Wnt receptor activity; Wnt-protein binding. Bases 749 to 2206 code for a protein of 485 amino acids. The record is from RefSeq and is a predicted model, not a curated record. The transcript is spliced from 5 exons. NCBI's taxonomy places the organism in Eukaryota, Metazoa, Arthropoda, Insecta, Hymenoptera, Vespidae. Gene Ontology annotation, biological process: canonical Wnt signaling pathway; non-canonical Wnt signaling pathway.
UGCGCAGGAACGAUUGGUCUCUCUUGUCGCUGCGUUAAAAUCUCCAGCUGUGCGAAUCGGCUUGCACGCUGUGAGAAAUUAUAUAAAGGACGUGCGUGGAAGGCGAGUCGUCGACAUUAAAGGAUCAAAGGGACGGUUCUAUCUAUCCUAUCAAAUCCUUUUGCUGAUCCUUCGACGGAAAAGGGGAGGAAGGAAAGAAGAAAGAAAGAAAGAAAGAAAGGAGGUCACCGCAAGAAGCUUUUUCGUCUACGUAUUCGUACAUACGGGCACACGCAAUAUGCGAGUACAUAUCCUGCGUACUCGCGGGAAUAUCGAAGGCAAGGCACGCGGCUAUAAAAGCUGAACCGAUCCGAGCGAGAGGAACGACCGAGGCUGUUGAAGGAGUUCUGGCGAGGGGAACGAAAGGGUGAAAUGAGGAGAGGGAGAGAGAAAAGAGGAAGCCGCUCGAAUCGUGCGAGUACGAAGCAAGAAGAAGAAAAUGAGAGAGAAGGAGAGAGAGAGAGAGAGAAGGAGGAGAGAGAAAGAAGAUGAAAAGGAGAAGAAGCGGACUACAUCUUACCACUACUAAUACACUACUACGCAACGCAAAGUCCUUCGUUGUCUCCGAGAGAGCUAAGGAGAGAAGGUCUUUCUCUCUCUUUUUCGCGAGCCAUCUCGGUUGUCUGUCAAGACACUUUUAAAAUGCUAUCCUCCGGCAGAAGCAUCGACGUGGAGCCACCCUUUCUCUCCCUUCAAGCUGGCGACUCUGAUGCCCCUAGUACAUUACAACUGUUCGAAACACUUGAGGCUCUUUCUUUGCGCCGUCUUCGCCCCUGUAUGCUCCGAACAUGUGGCCAUGCAGAUACCCGCUUGCAAGUCUCUCUGUCUUUCGGUUAGGAGAGAGUGCGAGCCGGCACUGACCAGCCUCACUCUUCCUUGGCCGCAUAUGCUCGACUGCGAUCGAUUUUUGGAUCGAGGCAACACACUUUGCGUUCAACCACCCGAGGAAACUCUCUCGGACGCUGUUCCGUCCGUUCAACAGCAAUGGCCAACGCAAGAACAAAUUCAGCCUGUUCAAACGUCCACGGGAUUGCAAAAUCACCAUCAGUGUCCCCCUCACUUCGUACAAACGCCGGAUGUACAAACGAUCUCUUGUGCUCCGCGUUGCGGUAUCGACGCUUAUUAUCGCGCCGAGGAUAAAAAAUUUGCCGAACGAUGGAUGAUAGGAUGGGCAUGGCUCUGCUUUUUAUCCACGCUUUUCACUCUUUUAACGUUCUGGGUCGAGCCCUCCAGAUUCCGUUAUCCAGAGAGACCCAUAGUAUUUUUGGCGCUCUGUUACAAUUUAUUAUCGGUAAAUUAUAUCGUCAGAGGUGCGAUCGGUACCGAAAUCCUCAGUUGUGUCAGCCAACUCGAUGGACCCAGUUAUGUGCCGGUUCACGACGGAUUAAAGAGUAUUCCUUGUACGAUCUGGUGGAUCGUCAAGCAUUAUCUGAGUUUAGCCAGUAGCACUUGGUGGGCGAUACUGUGCGGUUGUUGGCUUCUUAGCGCCAGAAACGAGUGGAGCAGCGAAGCUCUGCACAAUAUUGCUUCGUAUCUACACGGAGUUGCUUGGGGAUUACCGCUCUUUGCUACCGGAGGCAGCUUACUCUCUCGUCAAAUAGUUGCCGACGAACUUACCGGUCUCUGUCAAAUCGCCGAUGAAUCCGCUUUGUGGCUCGAAGUUUUACCACACGCGAUUCUGAUCUUUCUCGGUUGCAUUUUAGCAGCAGUGGCAGGCGGCGCGUUGAUUCGCGUACGACGCGCUGUACGUUCGGCCGGUCGUAGCGCGACGAAACUGGAGAGACUGAUGACUCGUCUUGGAAUCUUUGCGUUGCUUUACGCCCUGCCAGCCCUUGGUAGCUUAACCUGUAUUCUACACGAAUCUUCGACGAGACCUCGCUGGCGAACGCUCGCGCUUCUCGCUGCUCUUGAUUGUCGAUCAGCGGAGAACUGUGUACCAGGUCCCGUUUAUAGAGCGGCAGGACUCGAAGUGGCUCUUCUCAGGCCGUUUUUGUCUUUGGUCAUUGGCGUGACCUCGGGUAUGUGGGUCUGGUCUGGUAAAACUUGUAGAGCUUGGAGUAAAUUACUCGCAGCUCCUACUAAACCUACUAGAUCUAUCCCAACUGCUCAACCUCUGACACAAAAUGUUCUUCGGAAUUUUAAAGCCGAUGUAAAUAAUCUGCCAUGAGGAGAGUAUUAGCGAAAUGUACGCAAAAGAAUUCCGAAAUUGUACAUAAUGUGUAAAUAUUACGAAUGUAUUAUAUUUUUUAAAGACGUUUUUAAAGCGCUCUUCGUAAAUAAAUAUAUAUAUAUACAUAUAUAUAUAUAUGUAUUUUUUAUCGAUUUCCAUUUGUACUGUAUGUUGGUAAGAUGAAGUUGUACAGAAAAUUCAUUUUCACUGCGAAAUCAUUGUUUCCCUUAAUACGCUGUAUUAAUUUAACACGAAAAUAAAGAAAUUUGAAACUGUCAGUGCUUCAAGUUCCUGUUCGAGUUAUCCUCUGAAGGUAUUGCGGAUAUUCCUAAUCGGUGUACCGUUGAUCUCUUUUGGAAGUAUUUCUUGAAAUUAGUAUAUUAUGUGUACGAAUAUAAAGAUACAAAAAUUAAGAGAA